This is a messenger RNA of Cloeon dipterum, 666 nucleotides long. RefSeq lists its product as uncharacterized. The transcript is spliced from 3 exons. Lineage: Eukaryota; Metazoa; Arthropoda; Insecta; Ephemeroptera; Baetidae. The record is from RefSeq and is a predicted model, not a curated record. The coding region runs from base 175 to 540 and encodes 121 amino acids.
AACUUCUUACCCGGCAGAGGACACGCUCUGCGUGUAUGACAUGAGAAACUUUGCUUUUUUAUUAAUCAAGCGAGCGGGAGAAAGUUCAUAUAAGGAUCCACACAUACUUCGCCCUUUUGCACAGCAUCAGGAGCAGCUCACGCGCCAGGACCAAUUUACUCAGUGAAAUUUAAGAUGCGGAGAUUCUUCCACUUGCAGUUGAUCGCCAGUAUGUUUUGCCUGAGCGCCUUCGCUCUGAGACACCACAGAGCAUCUCGCGCUUUGGGCUACGUUCCUCCGUACCUUCCUGGUCUCAACAGGGUAACCUCAGACCCUUCAGUGAGGUAUGAAGAAUUGGCGUUGGAUGAAACCAGGUUACAGCACAACCAGCCCGAUUCCAGCCCUCCGAUCUUUGAAUGGAAUGCGCAUAAUCUGGGCUACUUCAGCAGAGCGAGUGCCUCUUCCAGAGGUGAGAAGGGAAUGUCCAAUCCAUGGCUGCACUUCCAGCAUAGACCGCAGUUCCAUACCAGGGCUGGACAUAUGUUCAGACACUCGUUUUAGGCUGAUGAUUUUCUUUUGGUGCGCGCGUUGCUGCCAGGAACUUUGUGAUACAUUUUUUUCAUUUUGUACGUAGUAUAGAGACUGCUAUAAUAAAUUAUGGGCACACACAGUAAAAGUCUAUUGAAA